UAUAACGUUUAAGAGUAUUAUUAGUCGUUUUUCAAUAAAUAAGUUGGGAGAGGGAGAGAGAUACAGUGGAAUAAACCUGUUUGUCUGGAUGGAUUCCGAAACCCUAAUAGUCGAUUCAGCAGCAGCAGCAGCAGCAGCAGAAACCCUAAUAGUAGAUGGAAAACCCACCCUGAUAUCCGUUGAAGAUAUCAACGGCAAAAGGAGAAGGCGUAGCAGGUGGGAGCCCACGGCGGUUGAUGAUAAUAGUACCGGGAAGAAGAGGAAGUCUCGUUGGGCAGAUGAGGAACCUGCAGGAUUUCAGUUGCCUGAUUUCAUGAAAGACUUCACUAUAGAUUCUGAUCCUGAAGUUCAAGCCUUGAAUGCACGGCUGAUGGAGAUCAGUAGGAUCUUACAAUCUGGUCAACAGUUGGAUGACCGCGUUGUCGAAAACAGGUCUCCUUCGCCUGAUCCCAUUUAUGAUAAUAUUGGCACCAGGAUUAACACACGUGAAUACAGGGCCCGAGAAAGGCUCAACAAAGAAAGGCAAGAUAUUAUUUCUCUUAUUCUCAAACGAAACCCUUCUUUUAAACCCCCUUCUGAUUACAGACCUCCUAAACUCCAUAAGAAACUCUUUAUCCCUAUGAAACAAUAUCCCGGCUAUAAUUUCAUUGGUCUUAUUAUUGGCCCUAGAGGUAACACCCAAAAACGUAUGGAAAAAGAGACCGGCGCUAAGAUUGUCAUUCGUGGCAAAGGCUCCGUCAAAGAAGGCCGCUUUGGAGGACAGAAGCUGCAACGCUCUUCUGAUUUCAAAUACGAUCCUUCCGAAAACGAAGAUUUACAUGUUCUGGUUGAAGCAGAAACCCAGGAAGGACUUGAUGCCGCUGCAGGUAUGGUUGAAAAGCUUUUGCAUCCUGUUGAUGAAGGCUUGAAUGAACAUAAGAGGCAGCAACUUCGUGAGCUUGCUGCUCUCAACGGUACUAUUAGAGAUGACGAGUAUUGUAGGCUCUGUGGUGAACCAGGGCAUCGUCAGUUUGCUUGUCCCUCUCGCAUGUCCACUUUUAAGAGUGAUGUACUUUGCAAGAUAUGUGGUGAUGGUGGACACCCGACAAUCGAUUGUCCUGUCAAAGGGACUCAUGCUGGAAAGAAAAUGGAUGACGAGUAUCAGAGUUUCUUGGCAGAACUUGGGGGAACACUACCAGAGGGUGUUACAAGAAACACCACCACCCCAUUGCCCAUCACCAUUAAUACUCGUAAUAUUGAUGAUGAUGAUAAUGCUCAUUCUCUUCCAUGGAGCUCUUUGUCUGCGCAUCCUGGUCUCGGAAGCAACGCUGCAUCAUCAAAGAUGAUGAUGAUGUCAACUGGUGCUGGAAUUAUGGGUAAAGAAAUCGAUGAUACAAAUCUAUAUAUUGGUUACCUUCCUCCGACUCUCGAGGACGAUGCCCUGAUACGAUUAUUUUCACCUUUUGGGGAAAUAGUGAUGGCAAAAGUUAUUAAAGAUAGGGUAACUGGUUUAAGUAAAGGCUAUGGCUUUGUAAAGUAUUCUGAUAUAUCUCAGGCGAAUCAGGCCAUUGCAAGCAUGAACGGUUAUCGUAUUGAUGGAAGAGUAAUUGCAGUUAGAGUUGCUGGAAAGCCACCCCCACCAACCUUACCCCCUGGUGCACCUGCCUCUACUAAUUAUCCUGGUGGAUAUCCAUCUCAGAUGGCACCUCCUCCUCCUCCUCCUCCUCAUCCGGUCAGUUAUGCUCCUCCUUGGGGACCACCACCGCCUUAUGCUUCUCGUCCCUCUCCUGGGUAUAUGUCGUCAUCCUACCCAGGUACAGGUCAACAUUAUGGUGUUCAAUACCCUCCUCCUCCUCCCCCGCCGCAUCAUAACAACAGCAUGACAUCGACAACUACUGAUCCCCAUCCUCCUGGUGGAUUGCAUUCUCAAAAUACAAAAUCCCCAUCCAUGUCUGGGACAAUAACAAACAAUCAAACUGUAUAUCCUUCAGCCUACUCUUCUUAUUACAGUUUACCUUCACCACUUGCUUCUCAUUCGCUAGUGGUUGACCAGCAAAACUUUCAAAGCACCCCUUGGUCUUCAAAUCCACCUGCAGACCAAACUACUACUUAUUCCACAGACCCUGAGUAUGACAAGUUUAUGGCCGAGAUGAGAUGAAGCUAUCCAGUGUCACUUCAACCACUGUAAGGGGAGCUCUUUUCCUUUCGUUCGUCUUGUUGGAAGUUUCAGACUCACAUCUUUUCUCUUGCUGUUCUGUUGUAACAAUUGCAGAAAGUUAUUAACUAACGUUACUCACAAAAUCCAGAGAGCUAUCCAGAAUGUUUUGGUAUUACAAUUUGCAAGCUAGUAUUGGCGUGAUGAAUUGCUGUGUUCUUCCUCGCCGGAAUCCUUGUGCUAAUAAGUUUGACAUUGGCUUUAUAUGAACUUUUUACAGCAACUUUUCUGCUAACGCUUUAUCUUUUUUUUUUUUUUUUUUU
Molecule: messenger RNA, 2457 nt
Organism: Erigeron canadensis
Lineage: Eukaryota; Viridiplantae; Streptophyta; Magnoliopsida; Asterales; Asteraceae
Product: splicing factor-like protein 1
Exons: 2
Coding region: 89-2137 (682 amino acids)
Biological process (GO): regulation of mRNA splicing, via spliceosome
Cellular component (GO): nucleus
Molecular function (GO): mRNA binding; zinc ion binding
Source: RefSeq, a predicted model, not a curated record